AUGGAUUUUCCAUCUAUGCCGCCAAUUCACAUGUGUGCAUUUUUAACUGCAGAAAAUGAACAUUUAAAAGAGAAAAUAAACAAUUUAAAACAACGAAAUUCGCAACUUCAACAAUCAUUGAAUGAACAACAUCACCAUGAUGAAAUUGAUAGUAUUAAUAAACGUUUAAUUCAACGUAAUAUUUCUUGUCAAACCAGUGCACCAUGGCCGUCUCCUCAAACCAUCGCGUCGACUUGCGGCUGCUCACAACCAAAACUUGUAUCUGAUGAUCAAUUGAGAUUAAAUCGUCUGUUAACCGCUCAAAAUGAAUUAUUGAAAAAAUAUGAAACAGAAAUAAAAUUGUUAAAUGAUCAAAGAACAUCAAAAAAUGAGGUGGUGUUAAAUCAACAUCAUUAUGAAAUGAGACUACGCGAGUAUGAACAGCGUUUAAGAUAUUGUGAUGAACAACUAAAACACAAACAACAACUCGAACGAAAAUUACAAUUUAUCGAACAUAAAUGUAAUAAAUAUGAAAAACGUUUUAACCGAAUGAAACAAGAGUUAAGUGUUUUAGAUGAUGGUUUUUUUGAAGAAGUUGAAGAUUUGAAAUUUGCAUUACAACAAGCAACAAAUCUAAAUAAUGAAUAUGAAAAAACUGUUCAAACACUGACUGAACGGUUAGGUAUCAGCUAUCCUUUAACAAAGUGA
Didymodactylos carnosus is the source of this 687-nucleotide messenger RNA. NCBI's taxonomy places the organism in Eukaryota, Metazoa, Rotifera, Eurotatoria, Philodinida, Philodinidae. The record is from the annotation of a GenBank genome assembly.